UAUUUAUAUAAUUAUUUUAAAAACAGCCAAAUCAAAUAUAUACUAAAUUUGAAAACUCAAAUAAAAAAUAUAUAUUUAAAAUAAUUUUUUAUUAUAAUUGAAGAAAAUUUUAUAUUUUUCAUUCAUAAAGUAUUUUAAAAAUAAAUCUUUGUAAUUAUGAAAAUAAAUAGUAUUACAAUUUUUUAUAUAUUAAUUUAAAUUAGUAUAAUACUUUGGACCACUUUUUAUACACUUUCACCAUUCAAGCAUAUGUUUUGAACCGCUAGAUCCGCUAGAUCCACACUUGUACCACUCGAUCCGCUUGAUCCGCUCUUGUUCUGCUCGAUCCGCUUAAUACGCUAGAUCCGCAAUGCUUGAUCCGCUUUCUCCAUUCGGAGCCUUAGACUCUCCAAAGUAUUUUGUGGUAGUAUAUCUGAAGUUAGUUUUUUUGACAAAGUAUAUCCAAAGUUACUUCUAAUGUUUGUUUCAUUUGUUCAAAUCUGUAAAGUAACAAAUAAAUGUAUUAUUAUUAGACGAGACUGGUAGGUGUUGAAACCGUGUUACUUUAUAAAAAUUCAAUACAAAAUUCCAUAACAAUUGUAACUUUUCUUCACUUUAUAACUCAAACAGCAACUUAGCGUGAGCUACUGGAUUUUAUCUUGAUAAUAUUUUUGCUUUUGAAGUUUUUCCUUUUAUUUUUAAAAAGGAUAAUCUCAUGGACCAUACCGAAUUAAUGACGAGUACUGAUUGUGUGUAAUGAAUCAGCAAAAUUUCCUAAAGUGGAAAUAGCUAUAAAUUAAAAAAAGGUGCAACUGCUAAUCUACAGUCUACACCUAACACCACCGUUACAUUUUUUUUUUCCAAACGAUCAGUCAGGAAUACCUUAAGAUAUUGUCACGUGUCGAAAAGUCACGCUGGACUCGUUCGAAGACUGACAAAUGUCAUCAAGUCUUCACGGAUUCGUACGGGGAAAUAAAUACAGAAAACCUAAUAAAAAAUUUAAAAUAAAGAUAAGAUAAAGACAUAGAAAAAUGUUAGAAGAAAAGUGAAAAUAAAAUUUAAUUUGGGGGAAAAUGCUCUCGUCGUUCUCUCGUGUCGUUUACUUAGCAAAGAGGCAAAGUUCGAGAACUGUGUUCAGAGCAAGCAAGCAAGCUCACACUUCUUUCUCUUUAGUAUCUUUCUUUCCUUUAUUUUAUCUUUUUUAUUAUUGUCUCUCUGUUUCUCUGCAAGGAGUUAAAUCUUGGCAACAUUUGGAACCAACUAAUACAUUAGUCCAUGGAUUCAUGAUCUGCUGUUCGAUUCCACAACAAAAAAUGGUUGUUCUGUCUUUUUAAAGAAAAGAUCUGAACUUUCUUUAGUUUUGGUAAGAUGGCUGGAGAGAGAAGACACAAAGGGAUGCGUUUGAGCAAACUCUACUCAUUCAAGUGUCUCAAGCCUUUCUCCAAAGAAGACCAUUCUCAGAUUGGUUCAAGAGGCUACUCGAGAGUCGUCUUCUGCAACGAUCCCGAUAACCCCGAGGCUCUCCAGCUUAACUACAGAGGGAACUACGUUUCCACCACCAAGUACACAGCUGCUAACUUCAUCCCAAAGUCUUUGUUCGAACAGUUUAGAAGAGUCGCAAAUAUAUACUUCCUAGUUGUUGCUUUCGUUUCCUUCAGCCCCUUGGCUCCUUACACUGCCCCUAGCGUCCUUGCACCGCUCUUGUUUGUCAUUGGUGCUACUAUGGUUAAAGAAGGUGUUGAAGAUUUGAGGAGACGAAGACAAGACAUUGAAGCUAACAACAGGAGAGUUUUAGUCCUUUCCAAGAACGGCGAAUUUAGUGAAACAAAGUGGAAGAAUCUCAGAGUUGGUGAUCUUGUGAAGGUUCACAAAGACGAGUACUUCCCAGCUGAUCUUCUCCUUCUCUCAUCAAGCUACGAAGACGGAGUUUGCUAUGUAGAAACAAUGAACCUCGACGGAGAGACCAACUUGAAGCUAAAACACGCCCUGGAGAUAACAUCAGUUGAAGAGUCUUCUAUCAAGAACUUCAGAGGAGGAGUGAUCAAAUGCGAAGACCCCAACGAGCAUCUCUACUCUUUCGUGGGAACGCUUCACUACCAAGGACAACAGUACCCUCUCUCUCCUCAGCAGAUGCUUUUGAGAGACUCAAAGCUUAGAAACACUGAUUUCAUCGUUGGAGUCGUUGUCUUCACGGGGCACGACACUAAAGUGAUGCAGAACGCUACUGAUCCUCCUUCAAAGAGGAGCAAGAUCGAGAGGAAAAUGGAUAAGAUUGUCUACAUUCUCUUCAGUAUCUUGAUUGUGAUUGCUUUCACUGGUUCAGUCUUCUUUGGGAUUAUAACGAGAAGAGAUGUAACUGAUGAUGGGAAGAAGAUGAGGAGAUGGUAUCUUAGACCGGACAGAACCACUGUCUUCUACGAACCGCGGAGAGCUGUUCUUGCUUCCUUCUUUCAUUUCUUGACUGCGUUAAUGCUAUACGGUUACUUAAUACCAAUAUCGUUAUACGUUUCGAUUGAGGUUGUGAAGGUGUUACAAAGUAUAUUCAUAAACCAAGAUCAGGAGAUGUACCACGAGGAAACAGACAGGCCAGCACGUGCAAGAACGUCUAACCUCAACGAAGAGCUCGGUCAAGUCGACACAAUCCUCUCAGACAAAACAGGUACCUUAACUUGCAACUCAAUGGAGUUUGUGAAGUGUUCUAUAUCCGGAACUGCUUACGGCCGUGGUAUGACUGAAGUAGAAUUAGCCUUGAGGAAGCAAAAGGGUAUGAGUAUGAGACCUCAAGAUGAUGAGAUAAAAGCGAAUCCAACGAAGUCUGUUAAAGGGUUUAACUUCUGGGACGAGAGGGUAGUCGAUGGGCAGUGGAUUAACCAACCAAACGCAGAGCUCAUUCAGAAGUUUUUUCGAGUGUUGGCUAUUUGUCAUACUGCUAUCCCUGAUGUGGACGGUGAGAGUGGUGAGAUUAGUUAUGAAGCUGAGUCUCCUGAUGAAGCGGCGUUUGUGAUAGCUUCUAGAGAGCUUGGGUUUGAGUUUUUUGCAAGGUCUCAGACUCAUAUCUCCUUGCAUGAGAUUGAUCACGUGAGUGGUGAGAAAGUAGACAGAGUGUAUGAGCUGCUUCAUGUCCUGGAGUUCAGCAGCUCUCGCAAAAGAAUGUCUGUUAUUGUGAGGAAUCCAGAGAACCGGUUGUUGUUGCUUUCCAAAGGAGCAGACAGUGUGAUGUUUGAGAGACUUGCUAAACACGGACGCCAGUUUGAGAGGGAGACGAAGGAGCACAUCAAGAGGUAUGCAGAGGCAGGGUUAAGGACGUUGGUGAUUGCAUACAGAGAAGUAGAUGAAGAGGAGUACAGAAUGUGGGAAGAGGAGUUUCUGAAUGCGAAGACUUUGGUGACUGAAGAUAGGGAUGCUUUGAUAGAUGCAGCUGCUGAUAAGAUUGAGAAGGAUUUGAUUCUUCUUGGUUCUACUGCAGUUGAAGACAAACUCCAAAAGGGUGUUCCAGAUUGUAUUGAAAAGUUAUCUCAGGCUGGGGUUAAGAUAUGGGUUUUAACCGGUGAUAAGACAGAAACUGCAAUAAAUAUAGGAUAUGCUUGUAGUCUGUUAAGAGAAGGCAUGGAAAAGAUAUUGAUAACUCUAGAUUCACCUGACAUUGAGACUCUGGAGAAACAAGGAGACAAAGAUGCUGUUGCAAAGGCUUCUUUUCAGAGUAUUAAGAAACAGUUAAGAGAAGGAAUGUCUCAAACAGCAGCAGCAGCAACAACAGACGAUUCAGCUAAUGAAAAGCCGGAGAUGUUUGGUUUAGUGAUUGAUGGGAAGUCCUUAACUUUUGCAUUGGACAAGAAGCUGGAGAAAGAGUUCUUGGAACUUGCGAGUCGGUGUGGUUCUGUUAUAUGUUGCCGGUCUUCACCAAAGCAAAAGGCUCUGGUUACAAGAUUGGUAAAAAGCGGGACAGGUAGAACAACACUAGCCAUUGGAGACGGUGCAAAUGAUGUUGGAAUGCUUCAAGAAGCUGAUAUUGGAGUUGGUAUAAGUGGUGCUGAAGGAAUGCAGGCGGUGAUGGCUAGUGAUUUUGCCAUUGCUCAGUUUCGGUUUCUGGAACGUUUGUUGCUUGUUCAUGGCCAUUGGUGUUAUAGACGAAUAGCAAUGAUGAUAUGUUACUUCUUCUACAAGAACCUCACGUUCGGAUUCACGCUGUUUUGGUACGAAGCUUAUGCUUCUUUCUCUGGUAAACCAGCUUAUAACGAUUGGUACAUGUCUUGCUACAACGUUUUCUUCACUUCGCUUCCUGUCAUCGCUCUUGGAGUCUUUGAUCAAGAUGUCUCUGCUCGCCUUUGUCUCAAGUAUCCGUUACUAUACCAAGAAGGAGUACAGAACAUAUUAUUCAGCUGGGAACGUAUCCUUGGUUGGAUGUUAAACGGAAUCAUAAGCUCGAUGAUCAUCUUCUUCCUCACAAUCAACACAAUCGCCUCUCAAGCUUUCCGGAAAGACGGUCAAGUAGUUGAUUACUCAGUUCUUGGAGUCACAAUGUACUCUUGCGUGGUCUGGACCGUGAACUGCCAAAUGGCGAUUUCUAUAAACUACUUCACUUGGAUCCAGCACUGCUUCAUUUGGGGAAGCAUAGGGGUUUGGUAUCUGUUUCUUGUCAUCUACGGUUCUCUUCCUCCGACAUUCUCAACCACAGCUUAUCAGGUCUUCGUUGAGACUUCAGCACCGAGUCCCAUCUGUUGGCUCACCCUCGUCCUUGUCACGUUCUCUGCUCUCUUGCCGUAUUUCACUUACAGGGCGUUUCAGAUCAAGUUCAGACCCAUGUACCAUGAUAUUAUUGUUGAGCAGAGGAGAACAGAACGGUUUGAGAGUGGGACCAGGACGGCAAGUGCAGUUUCUGGUGAGCUUCCUGUGCAAGUUGAGUUUACUUUGCAUCACCUUAAGGCAAACUUGUCGAGAAGAGAUUCUUGGAAUUGAUUCGUAUUUUACGCAAAAGAGUGAAUGGUAAUAUUGUAAAUAUAGUGUGUUUAGUUUAUACCUAGCUGUCUUUAACAAGUUUUAAAUUUUUAUUUAGAUGAAAUUUGUAUGUUUUAGAGUUGUAGUUAUACAUCUGCAAUUGAAAAGAAUUCAAAUAAAUUGAUUUUUUUUUUAUGUUA
This is a messenger RNA of Brassica rapa (field mustard), 5114 nucleotides long. Its product is annotated as probable phospholipid-transporting ATPase 8. The record is from RefSeq and is a predicted model, not a curated record. Gene Ontology annotation, cellular component: plasma membrane. NCBI's taxonomy places the organism in Eukaryota, Viridiplantae, Streptophyta, Magnoliopsida, Brassicales, Brassicaceae. Gene Ontology annotation, molecular function: ATP binding; ATPase-coupled intramembrane lipid carrier activity; magnesium ion binding. Gene Ontology annotation, biological process: phospholipid translocation.